GUGCCGGUGGAAAAAGGUAAAAAGAGUAGAGAUCAGUGUGGCGAGCAACGAUCGAAGUGUCCUAAUAACCUGUUGGCGGCUGUUGCCGAGCGCAAUUUCUGUUUUCUGUGCAGUGUGCAACGGACAAGUUCACUGCAACCACUGCUUCUCAGCUCACCAUCUUGCAUUUCGACACCAUUCUCACUUGAAUCGACGAUUGAUUUAUCGCAAUGGUCGUAGUCCAUGCCGAGCCGAGCACCUCUGCGGACCCUCGCAAGAAAAGGAGCAAGAAGUCCCCGCAAAACGCCAAUGCUUCUGCACAGCAAGACUCUGAAAUGCGAGACGCAACGAUAGAUGUAACGGAAGUCGUCCCUCCAACUGACAGCCAGGAAGGGACGAGCGGGAAUGUGGAAGAUGACGACGCAAUCAUGAUUGACACUGAUCCUUCAUCCCUCCCUACUCCGUCCGCCGGCCCCGCAUUCCCUCCCCUGCCUGCAUCUGCGGAAAAAUCCACCCUGAAAUCCGAGUCCAGGCGCAUAGCCAUACCCCCGCAUCGCAUGACGCCGCUGAAGAAGGAUUGGGUCAACAUCUUCUCGCCUCUCACUGAGAUGCUUAUGCUGCAAGUCCGCAUGAACGUACAGAAGAGAUGUGUGGAGAUCCGGACUUCUAAACAUACGCAGGAUAUUGGCGCUAUCCAGAAGGGCGCUGACUUUGUCAAGGCAUAUGCAUUGGGCUUCGAUGUGAACGAUGCGAUUGCGCUGUUGCGGUUAGACGACCUCUAUCUCGACUCCUUCGAGAUCAAGGAUGUCAAGACAUUACAUGGGGACCACCUGGCUCGAGCCAUCGGUCGUAUUGCAGGCAAGGACGGCAAGACAAAAUUCACCAUCGAAAACGCCAGCCGGACUCGUAUCGUCCUCGCAGACACUAAAAUCCACAUCCUUGGUUCAUUCCAGAACAUCAAAAUCGCGCGAGAUGCCAUUGUCUCACUCAUUCUGGGCUCGCCGCCCGGCAAAGUGUAUGCUGGCUUGAGGACCGUCAGCAGUCGUAUGCGGCAGAGAGCUAUUUGAGCAUAAGCU
Messenger RNA from Laetiporus sulphureus 93-53, 1055 nucleotides. RefSeq names its product eukaryotic type KH-domain (KH-domain type I). The transcript has 5 exons. Gene Ontology annotation, cellular component: nucleolus. NCBI's taxonomy places the organism in Eukaryota, Fungi, Basidiomycota, Agaricomycetes, Polyporales, Laetiporaceae. Gene Ontology annotation, molecular function: RNA binding. Bases 210 to 1046 code for a protein of 278 amino acids. The record is from RefSeq and is a predicted model, not a curated record.